AACAAGUGCUGAAAUGGCACGAAGGGGCUGCUGCUUUGUUCCAUGUGUUUUGGGGCUACUCCUGAAUUCUCUGAUCGGCGUGAGGUGCGACGGCGAGCUUCUCUUCACGCUGGAGCCCAGCGACAUCGUCGCGGUGCAGGAGCAGCCCCUGAUGCUGCACUGUCAGGUGGACGGCAUCCCACCAAUCACCACGCACUGGAGGCGGAGCGGGCUGCGGCUGGCCGGGGACACGCAUCACACCGCCUUCGCCAACGGCUCCCUGCUGAUUGGCCACUUCCAGAAGGCCAAGCCCGGCGGCGCCUCCGACGAGGGCGAAUACGAGUGCAUGGCCCAGAAUCCCUUUGGGCUCGUGGUGAGCCGCAAGGCCCGCGUCCUGGCAGCCACCAUGGCAGACUUCCACGUGCAGCCAGACUCGGUGCGUGGCGAGGAGGCCGGUGUGGCCCGCUUCCAGUGCCAGGUCCACGGGCUGCCAGAGCCCCUGAUCAGCUGGGAGAAGGAUGGCCGCCCGGUGAAUACAGAGGACGAGAGGUACACCCUCCUCCCUACAGGCGUUCUCCAGAUCACCGGUCUGGGCCCGGGCGAUGCGGGGCGUUACUGCUGUGUGGCCCACAACAGCGCUGGAGUCAAACACAGCGCAGAGGCCCGGCUCACCGUCUCAGGCUCCCAGUCUUCUGUCUACAAAGAGCCCGUCAUCCUGGUGGGCCCUGAGAACCUCACCCUCACUGUUCACCAGACGGCCAUCUUGGAGUGCGUUGCCACGGGAUACCCCAAGCCUAUUGUUUCAUGGAGCAGACUUGAUGGACGUCCCAUCGGGGUGGAAGGCAUCCAGGUUCUGGGCACGGGAAACCUGAUGAUCUCUGACGUGGGCGUGCAGCACUCGGGGGUCUACGUCUGCGCCGCCAACAAGCCUGGGACCCGGGUCCGCAGGACCGCCCAGGGACAUCUCGUGGUCCAAGCACCAGCAGAGUUCGUCCAGCCCCCCCAGUCCAUCGCCAGGCCGGUGGGGACCACCGCCAUCUUCAGCUGCCAGGCCCAGGGUCAGCCCCGGCCCCAGCUCACCUGGCUGAAGAACGGACAGAUCCUGGAGCCCGGGGGGCACGUCAAGCUGCGCAACAACAACAGCACGCUGACCAUCUACGGCAUCAGCCAGGACGACGACGCCAUCUACCAGUGCAUCGCCGAGAACAGCGCCGGCUCCACGCAGGCCAGCGCCCGCCUCACCGUGCUGUGGGCCGACGGGCUCCCCGGGGCCCCCACACAGGUGCGGGCCCAGGCGUUGUCGCCCGGCGCCAUCCAGGUGUCCUGGAAGGAGCCGGAGCAGAACACACAGGACAUCAUCGGCUACGUGCUGCACAUCCGGCGGUCCUCAGACCCGGUGGAGAUGGAGUACCAGGAGGCGGUGAGUAAGGUGACCCUGCAGCAGGUGGUGGGGGACCUGGAGCCCUCCACCAGCUACAGCUUCUACGUCAAGGCCUACACCUCCCGGGGGGCCAGUAAGCCCUCCAACCCCGCCACCCAGAGCACCCACGGAGAAGUGCCGCCCGCCCCGUCCUUCUCCACACGGAGGAUCAACAGCAGCGUGGUGCAGGUCCUGUGGGAUCCCUCCUCCAAGAUGGGCCCUAACAGCGGCUUCAGGCUCUUCUACAGACGGACCCAUGCGCCCCAGUUCACCGGCCCCUUGCUGUUCCCCCGCAACGCGUCCCGCUACAACAUCUCCCAGCUCGAUCCUUCUCUGGUCUAUGAGAUCAAGAUGCUCGCCUUCAACCAGCACGGAGACAGUAACACCACCGUGCGCUUCGUGUCACUAAGGGAGACGGUGGAGAAAUCAGUGCUGAGCACGCCGUGCGACUGCGUGAGGGACGACUACGCCAGGACGUCCACCACAGGCAUCAUCAUCGGCAUCCACAUCGGCAUCACCUGCAUCAUCCUGUGUGUGGUCUUCCUGGUGUUCAGCUACAGGGGCAGGUUAUUGAUGUGCAAGACAGUCCAGGCCACCCCCCCAGCCGGACGGGCCUCUGUGCUGGAGUCGUCGUCAUCCCAGGGGGCAUCAGGGAUGAUGAGGGCCCCCUCCAGGAGGGAGGUGGAGGGGAACGGCAGCGUGGCCUGCAAGAGCUUCCCUGAGAGCAACGAACUGCAGAGACUCUUCUCCUCUGGUCCCAAACCAGGAGACACGUUCAUGUCAGAAAACACCAUGCAGCUCUCUACAAUACCCCUCGACGAGUUCAGCUUGGAGAGAGACACCGAGGCGCAGUUCCAGCAGCCGCCUGCAGAGGGCGUUCCGCGUCAGGACCAAGGCUAACGAUGUAUGAAGG
Molecule: messenger RNA, 2312 nt
Organism: Gadus chalcogrammus (walleye pollock)
Lineage: Eukaryota; Metazoa; Chordata; Actinopteri; Gadiformes; Gadidae
Gene: igdcc3
Product: immunoglobulin superfamily, DCC subclass, member 3
Exons: 14
Coding region: 14-2299 (761 amino acids)
Biological process (GO): axon guidance; cell-cell adhesion
Cellular component (GO): axon; plasma membrane
Molecular function (GO): protein binding
Source: RefSeq, a predicted model, not a curated record